Drosophila willistoni is the source of this 814-nucleotide messenger RNA. RefSeq lists its product as uncharacterized. The transcript has 2 exons. The record is from RefSeq and is a predicted model, not a curated record. The coding region runs from base 251 to 796 and encodes 181 amino acids. Lineage: Eukaryota; Metazoa; Arthropoda; Insecta; Diptera; Drosophilidae.
AAAAACAAGGCACAACAACACAUUCCGCAACAACAACAGCAGCAGAUAGUUCAUAAUAAAAAGCAACGUGAGCAGAAACAACAACAAAAACAACAGCGACUUUGCUCACCACCUACUACAAGUCACAACAAGCAGCUAUCAACUAAUCAUACGAAUAGGUCUCCCUUGCGUCGCCAGAAGGCCUGGCUACAGCCUCUACAACCCAUUCUUGAUACUCUCAAUAUAUUGUCUCGUUCAAUUACAGCUAGCAAUGCAGAGUAUAAAUAAGCAGCAUUUCAACGUUAGAAACAAUGCAGCGUCCAAGCAGCCAAAUCAAAAGCAGCAACAACAACAAAUGCGCAAACCUAUCAAGCAGUCAUCACAACAAUUAACUAAGGCUCAACAAAAUCAACAACCGCAUCAACUACACCUGAAGCAAGCUGUCAACCUGCAUAUGCAGCAACUGAAACAACAACAAAAUCAGCAGCAACAUAGUUCUGUGGAUCAGCAGCAAAUCAGCCAACAUAGCAUCCUAAUAAAUGGACGCCCUCGUCUACAGCAUUUGCAGCAGCACCAACAGCCGCUUCAACAACAACAACAACAACAACCGCAAUUGAAACCAAAACAGCAAAUCUCGCAACGAGGGACUGCCACUGCUAAUUCUUUGCAUAUGCCCAGCGGAUACCCAACAGCUAGCGAACUGCAAUACAUAAUUUCAAUGGUCAAUAGUCUGGCCAAACAAUUACAACCCAUCAUCUCUUUCUUGUCUAUGUAUGCAAAUUGCAUCAAUAACGUUAAUGAUAAUAAAUAUGUCUAGUUCAUCUACCAAUGUAAA